Molecule: messenger RNA, 1062 nt
Organism: Colletotrichum fioriniae
Lineage: Eukaryota; Fungi; Ascomycota; Sordariomycetes; Glomerellales; Glomerellaceae
Source: RefSeq, a predicted model, not a curated record
AUGGCUCAGAACUGUGGUCAAAGACUUGCUCCUCACGACCAAGUCCUGGCAUCAUACCUGGCACAGCUUGACCUUGGGGAUGACCAAGCUCAAAGUGCUCAUGCCGCUCCUGCCACUGCCACUGCCGCUGCCGCUGCCACAGCUGCUGUGCGUGGCAGCAAUGGGAGCAGCAUGAGCAGAAGCAGCAGUGACGGCGGUCUCGGUCGUGGCGGAAGCAUGGCAAGAGGAAGUCGAAGUGGUGUCAUGGUCAGAGAGGCAGCUGGUCCUUCCAUGACUGCCGGCGUCAACCAGCUCGUGUGUAUCGACACAGAACCUUCCAAUACCAGUACAACGGCUCAAACAAGCCAUGGCAGAGGCUUCGAGGCCAUGCGCAUGGUUUCUCAGCAGCGGGGUCAAGUUAUUCAAGCACCUCAUGAGCAAGCAAUUUCACGCUUUGCCAGAGAAUUCUACAACCUGCCCUCCAACUACGCUGGGGACCCAACAAACUUACGCAAUCAAAGUGCGCCAGUCGAGGAUGAGGAAAACACGGCGCUGUUCAUCACUGGGCUUCCGGCUAAUUGCACUCAUACGAUGCUGCUUAAAGCCAUGGCUUGUUGUGCCCCGGUGGGAAAAGUCUAUGCAACAGUCAUCAACGCCGCCGACCCAGCUACAGGGAAGCGCUAUGCAGCAGCAAAGGUGGUGUUUUUCAACCGUUCUGGCGCUGAGAAUUGCUUCCGAGCAAUCAAGCAGGGAAGACUUGUUGUUGGAGGACGCCGUCCCAGAGUUGUCUGGAACCGCAUCAAAUCAGCUGGACAGCCAGACACCAGUAACUCCAGAGUCGUCUUGAUCCGUGGCCCAUCUGAGCUGGUUAGGCGCGAUGUGCUGGGCCGUUGGUUCUCAGAGAAGUUCAGUUACCAUACUGAGGACGUCUUGGUUCGCCGAAUGCAAGCUGGCACUACGGUGCUUGAAUGGCGGUUUGGAAGCUUCCGAGCCCAAGCGGAGGCCGCCACGAUGUUCAUGAGUGAAAACGAGCUCGACGGCACAAAGCUGGAAUGGCGUUGGGGAGUGGACCCCUGUGCUUGA